Phyllopteryx taeniolatus (common seadragon) is the source of this 1015-nucleotide messenger RNA. Its product is annotated as CD48 antigen-like. The record is from RefSeq and is a predicted model, not a curated record. The transcript has 5 exons. NCBI's taxonomy places the organism in Eukaryota, Metazoa, Chordata, Actinopteri, Syngnathiformes, Syngnathidae. The coding region runs from base 132 to 941 and encodes 269 amino acids.
CAUUUCACACCUUAAAUAUUUUGAACACAAGCUUAAAGGGCUUUGUUACUUGCCCGAUUUGCAUUUUAUAAACACUGAAUUCCAAUUAAAUAGUUUAGUGAGAUCGGUGAAAGUUCAUCGCGUGUUUACUCAUGGCGCACCAACGCUUUCUUGUCUAUUUUGCGUGUACUUUCAGUUUAGUUUCUCCACAGGUUCUGAAGUAUGUACUCAGGGGUCAAGAAAUAAACUUGGUUCCACCCAGAAUUGAAAAACCUGAUGGAAUGGUCUGGGUACAUGAUGACAGCAACGUGGUCGAGUUUCAUAUCUUCGCGGGGGAAUUAGUGUACCCACCAUACCAGAACAGGAUCACUCUCGACCACAACUCUGCAGAACUCACCAUCAAAGACGCCACAUAUGAAGACAGUGGAAACUACGACUUAAAGUUGAAGAAAAACGAUGAACGUCGCCGUAUAAAAUUUAGAGUUGAUGUUAUAGACAAAGUAACCAAGCCCAACAUAUCCUGUGAGAUGAUCAACGCAAACCAGGCGAUACUUGUGUGCUCAACAGAGUGCAAAUGUCCACAUUUACUAAAGUUUAAGUGGCGCUCACAGGGAAACGAGCAGGCUGGCCCGAACUUAACAAUAACUCUAAACAAUGAACACGAUGAUCAAGUUUAUCAAUGUAAUGUGAGCAACCCGCUGACCAGUGAAACAUCUACAUACACUGCUAAGGACUGCUUCCUCGAAAAAACACCAGCUGCUGGAAUUUUCAUCUGGGAUGAAAACACAACGGCUUUGUUUGUCUUCACAGUGGUUACGGCGGUCAGCUUCACUGCUGUCCUCACUGUUGGCCUCACUGCUGCUGUCCUCACUGCUGUCUUCAUGUCAGUUAAAAAGUUUCAAUUUUCAGAAUGUUUUGCAAAGCUCAAGGAAAAAUGCUCGAUAAGAAACUGGAGGGACUGAGGAAACCGCUGGAGAAAAUGUCAAGACAGUCAUUGCACUCAUGGAUCGAGGACAACAAUCAUAAAAAGCAAAAC